Molecule: messenger RNA, 3843 nt
Organism: Esox lucius (northern pike)
Lineage: Eukaryota; Metazoa; Chordata; Actinopteri; Esociformes; Esocidae
Gene: tnpo3
Product: transportin 3
Exons: 23
Coding region: 184-2949 (921 amino acids)
Biological process (GO): protein import into nucleus
Cellular component (GO): nuclear membrane; cytoplasm
Molecular function (GO): small GTPase binding
Source: RefSeq, a predicted model, not a curated record
CUGUAUUUCUAGACGGAUGCGUUUGUCGUCGACACACACGGGGAUCCUGUGUGCUAUUGAGAUGGCGGUCGGAACAGCGAGCGCAAGGAACGAAUAAAUAUUACCCCGUCUAACCAUAACCUGUGGAACUUGUAGCGCUCUCAUAUUCACCCUAAAUUGUAACCCACAAAGUAGCAUAGCGCUAUGGAGAAACCGACAGUCGCUCUCGUAUAUCAAGCCGUGCAGGCUCUUUAUCAUGAUCCGGACCCCGCCGGUAAAGAGCGAGCCUCGGUGUGGCUGGGGGAGCUACAGAGAUCGAUGUACGCUUGGGAGAUGGCAGACCAGCUCCUUCAGCUGAAGCAGGAUGUGGAGUCCUGUUACUUUGCUGCCCAGACCAUGAAGAUGAAGAUCCAGACAUCGUUCUACGAACUCCCGCCUGAGACCCACAUUGCCCUCAGAGACUCACUGCUCUCACACAUACAAAGCCUCAAAGACCUCUCCCCCAUCAUAGUCACCCAGCUAGCUCUGGCCAUUGCAGACCUUGCCCUUCAGAUGGCUUCCUGGAAGGGCUGUGUCCACACUCUUAUUGAAAAGUACAGCAAUGAUGUAAGCUCAAUGACGUUUCUGAUAGAGAUCCUCACAGUCCUUCCCGAAGAGGUCCACAGCCGCUCCUUACGCAUCGGAGCCAAUCGCAGGACAGAGAUCAUUGAGGACCUGGCAUACUACUCUAGCACCGUGGUCACUCUACUGGGGUCGUGUGUUGAGAAGACUGGCAGCGAUGAGAAGAUGCUGAUCAAGGUGUUUCGUUGCCUGGGCAGCUGGUUCAACCUGGGCGUCUUGGACAGCAACUUCAUGGCAAACAACCAGCUCCUCAUGGUCCUCUUCCAAGUGCUGCAGAGGGAUGAGACCUCCACUAACCUGCACGAGGCGGCGUCCGACUGUGUAUGUUCAGCCCUGUACGCCAUCGAGAACGUGGACGCGCACAUGCCCCUGGCCCUUCAGCUCUUCCAGGGCGUCCUCACGCUGGAGACUGCUUAUCACAUGGCCGUGGCACGGGAAGACCUUGACAAAGUGUUGAACUACUGUAGGAUCUUCACGGAGCUGUGUGAGACCUUCCUGGAGACGACAGUGAGGAGUCCGGGCCAGGGCAUGGGAGACCUGAGGACGCUGGAGCUGCUGCUCAUCUGUGCGGGACACCCCCAAUAUGAGGUCGUGGAGAUCUCCUUUAACUUCUGGUAUCGUCUGGGAGAGCAUCUUUAUAAGACCAACGAUCCUGCCCUUCACGGCAUCUUCAGGCCCUACAUCCAGAGACUGCUCCAUGGUCUGGCCCGUCACUGCCAGUUAGACCCCGACCAUGAGGGAAUCCCAGAAGAUACAGAUGAUUUUGGGGAAUUCAGGAUGCGGGUGUCUGAUCUCGUCAAGGAUGUAAUUUUCCUCGUGGGCUCAAUGGAAUGUUUCUCCCAGUUGUACUCUACUCUAAAAGAAGGGAACCCUCCCUGGGAGGUGACUGAGGCUGUUCUCUUCAUCAUGGCGGCCAUCGCCAAAAGUGUAGACCCUGAGAACAACCCUACCCUGACAGAGGUUUUGGAGCAGGUGGUCCUGCUCCCGGAGACAGUCCACAUCGCCGUGCGCUACACCAGCAUCGAGCUGGUGGGGGAGAUGAGCGAGGUUGUUGACCGCAACCCACGCUUUUUAGACCCUGUGCUGAACUACCUAAUGAAGGGCUUGAGGGAGAAGCCCCUGGCGUCCGUAGCGGCCAAGGCCAUCCACAACAUCUGCUCGGUGUGUCGGGACCACAUGGCCCAGCACUUCCAGGGCCUGCUGGACAUCGCUCGGGCCCUCGACUCCUUCGCCUUGUCCACCGAGGCCGCCGUGGGCCUCCUUAAAGGUACCGCCCUGGUCCUUGCCCGGCUGCCCCUGGAUAAGAUCGCUGAGUGUUUGAGUGACCUGUGCGCCGUUCAGGUCAUGGCCCUCAAAAAGCUUCUCUCCCAGAACCCGAGCAACGGGAAAGCCGCUGACCCCACCGUCUGGCUGGACAGACUAGCAGUCAUCUUUCGACACACAAACCCCAUUGUAGAGAACGGACAGACACACCCAUGUCAGAAAGUCAUCCAGGAGAUCUGGCCAGUCCUGUCAGAGACUCUGAACACCCACCAGGCUGAUAACCGCAUCGUGGAGCGCUGCUGUCGCUGUCUGCGGUUUGCUGUGCGCUGCGUGGGAAAAGGAUCUGCGUCUCUACUACAGCCCCUAGUUACACAGAUGGUCAGUGUGUAUCAGGUGUAUCCCCACUCCUGCUUCCUAUACCUGGGCAGCAUCCUGGUGGAUGAGUACGGCAUGGAGGAGGGCUGCCGACAGGGUCUACUGGACAUGCUACAGGCUCUGUGUAUGCCCACCUUCCAGUUGUUGGAGCAGCCCAACGGCCUCCGUAACCACCCAGACACAGUGGACGACCUCUUCAGACUAGCAACAAGGUUUGUCCAGCGCAGUCCCGUCACUCUGCUCAGCAGCGGCAUCAUCGUCCACAUCAUCCAGUGUGCCAUCGCUGCCACCACGCUGGACCACCGGGACGCCAACUGCAGCGUCAUGAAGUUUGUUCGAGACCUCAUCCACACGGGCGUCAGCAAUGACCACGAGGAUGACUUUGAGGUACGGAAGCAGCUGAUUGGCCAGGCCAUGGAGCAACACGGGCAGCAGUUGGUCACCCAGCUCAUGCACACCUGCUGCUUCUGCCUGCCACCUUACACACUCCCCGAUGUGGCCGAGGUGCUUUGGGAGAUCAUGGUGUUCGACAGGCCGACGUUCUGCCGCUGGCUGGAGAAUGCGCUGAAGGGGCUGCCUAAGGAGACGUCGGGUGGCGCUGUGACAGUCACACACAAACAGCUCACAGACUUCCACAAGCAAGUCACCAGUGCAGAGGAGUGUAAGCAGGUGUGCUGGGCCAUACGGGAGUUCACCAGAUUGUUCCGAUAACCGCGCCCAAAGAGCUCUGCCAGAACACCAGGUUAAAUCUUUUGUUGGCGAACAUUCAGAGGUGACGGCAAAGAGGCUGAAGACCGCAGCAGACGAGAAUCUAAAGGGAACUCCUUAUGGACAAAUGGGCGGGACUUGGCACUGUGGAAAGCCAAUCAAGACGCAUCGCUAGGAUUGGAGUGACAGGGUGAACCGUGACGAAUCGUGCAUCGACUUUGGCAUGUGAGAAGAGAACCCCCCCCCCCCCCCUUCUGCUCUGUCUCGCUCCCCUGCCUCACUGUCACCUAAGCAACAGGUGGCAUGAGGGUUGAAAGAGAGCGUGGCGGGGGCAAGGUCUGAGGAGAAACGAGAAUUCACCAACUCGAAGAAAAGAAAUGGGAUUAGUUCUGCGUCAGUUGGAUUUCUACAGGAUCCAUCUUCAAAAAGAACAAGGAGGAAAAAAAACAAAAAGGAUGUGCCUGGUUGCAAAUCAUAAUGCAUCAAAAAAAGACUUGUAAGUUUUUAAAAAAAUUGAGAAAUGAUUUAUUUUCAUGGACGUGUCUUUAGAACUUUAACAUGGUCUUGCUGUCGGUGCCAUAAAGAAAAAUGAAUAGCAAACCCAUGAGGCCCUUCGUAAAAUGCCCGCUACUGCCUUGUGGAGGCAUUUAAGAAAUGGAAGGGGAAUGUGAGAUUUGGCGUCACCUUUGACCUUUUUAAACAUAUUGGCUGGAGUUUUACUGUAUCUAUUGCCAGGGAAGGAGAGCUGUGACAGGUCGAGUGGGACUCUGGCAGAUGGUAUCUUUUUUUUUCUUUGUUCCUUCACCUUUGGCAUCAUCCAUUUUUGGGAAAGGCAGACGCCGCCGUUGGCCAUGUAGCCAUGUUGUGAACAAUAAAAACGACUGUGAGGAACAAACA